Molecule: messenger RNA, 1660 nt
Organism: Falco peregrinus (peregrine falcon)
Lineage: Eukaryota; Metazoa; Chordata; Aves; Falconiformes; Falconidae
Product: ras and Rab interactor 2-like
Exons: 8
Coding region: 11-1414 (467 amino acids)
Biological process (GO): signal transduction; vesicle-mediated transport
Cellular component (GO): cytosol; endocytic vesicle
Molecular function (GO): acyltransferase activity, transferring groups other than amino-acyl groups; guanyl-nucleotide exchange factor activity; small GTPase binding
Source: RefSeq, a predicted model, not a curated record
CCUCGUACGCAUGGGCUACGCACACGGCCCCGGGAGGUGGUUCAUUGCCGGCCAGUGCGGCGCCCUGGAGCGGCCGUGGCGGUGCGGGGCCUUCGCCGGGACCCUGGAAGACUUUCGGGCCGGGACGUGUGGCGGCGCACUGGAUGUUGUCCUGGAGAAGACCAUGCAUAAGUGCAUUCUGAAGCUGUUGAAGAGCCAUAUUGAAGCGAUGUUGAGAGAGUUUCAUACUGCAGAUGGUUCUUGGAAACAACUGAAGGAAAACCUUCAGUUGGUGCAGCAGUGGAAUCCUCAGGAACUGGGCGUGUUUGUUCCAACACCAGACUUUGUGGAUGUUGAAAAGAUGAAAGUCAAGUUUGUGACCAUGCAGAAAAUGUAUUCACCUGAAAAGAAAGUCAUGCUGCUGCUGAGAGUUUGCAAAUUGAUUUAUACUGUAAUGGAGAAUAACUCGGGGAGGCUGUAUGGAGCUGAUGACUUCUUGCCUGUGUUGACAUACGUGCUAGUCCAGGGUGAUACGCUGGAGCUGGAUACUGAAACUGAAUACAUGGUGGAAUUGCUGGAUCCAUCUUUGCUGCAUGGAGAAGGAGGCUAUUACUUGGCAAGCACUUACGGAGCACUUGUGCUGAUCAAGAACUUCCAGGAAGACCAGUCUGCCCAGCUGCUGAGUUCAGAAGCUAGAGAUACUCUCUGGCGAUGGCACAAGAGGAGGACAGCUAACAAAACAAUGCCUUCAGUUGAUGAUUUUCAGAACUGCCUUCGUGUUGCAUUCCAGGAAGUUAACAGUGCAUGUACAGGAAAGACCUUACUAGUAAGACCCUAUAUCACUACCGCAGAUGUAUGUCAGCUUUGUGCUGAAAAGUUUAAAGUGGACAAUCCAGAAGAAUAUAGCCUGUUUCUUUUUGUUGAUGACACCCGGCAGCAACUGACAGAAGAUACCUACCCUCAGAAGAUUAAGACAGAGUUGCACGGCCGCCCACAACCCCAAGUCUUUCGCUCUGUCUACAAGCACAUUAACGGUGAUCCAUAUGGUGCCAUUUUUCAAAACAAUGCACUGGGUAAAGUGGAAGGCUCUGUGGCUGGGGAAGAGCGGCUUGGACGUGUUACUGCUCUCCCUGUUGCACCGGAAUUUCAACGGCUGGGUUUGGUUGCUAAAUUGAUGAAACUACUGGGAGAAAUUUCAGAAAAAAAGGGUGGAUUUUUCGUUGAUCUCUUUGUGAGAGUAUCAAAUCGGGUUGCAGUAAAUAUGUAUAAACAGCUUGGCUACCGUGUGUACCGGACAGUAUCGGAGCGCUACUCUGCUAGCAGUGGAGAGGCAGAUGAAGAUGCUUACAAUACGAGGAAAGCUCUUUCCAGAGAUACAGAGAAGAAAUCAAUUAUACCUCUGCCUCAUCCAGUGAGACCAGAAGACACUGAGUAACUGUAAACUGUGAUUCUCAGACAACCUAGUAAGGGUCAGUUUCCUUCUCCCCAAAGCCCACAAGAACUUACAGAUGAGAAGUAUUAGGCUCAAUGCUUUUCCCCAUGAAAUAUCAAAAAGCAAUAUUGAGAAGCUUACCAACGCUGCUUCUGUUGGUAUUGGCUGUAUAUUCGUGCUCUUACCCUAUUGGUCUUCCUUUUGAACCGUGGCACUUUGGAGACUAUUAAAAUGGAAUUGCCUCCUGUA